This is a messenger RNA of Lactuca virosa, 2121 nucleotides long. The record is from the annotation of a GenBank genome assembly. Lineage: Eukaryota; Viridiplantae; Streptophyta; Magnoliopsida; Asterales; Asteraceae.
AUGAAAAGGAAAAGGGUUGACAAGAGUGUUAAUGAUAAAAAGGUUAACAUGAAAGGGAAAAAAGUAAUUGGAGCUGAAGGAAAAUGUAAAGAAGGGAAGGUAGGAACUGAAUUUCAAAGGUUGAGUACUCGUAUAUCUCCAAAUUCUUUGUAUCUAGCCAUGAAAUGUUUGUCAAAGAGCCAGAGAGAAAUGGUACGUGAUAUGGGUUUUGGAUCUUUUCUGGGAAUGAAGAUUGAUACACUACCUGGAAAGCUAGCAUAUUUUGUUGUAGAUAGCUUCACAACAGAAAUUGAUUCAGAGCACCUUAGAGUGUUAGAAGAAUAUGAAGUAAGCAGGGGUGUAUUUGGAAAUCUAAGUUUAAGGGAAAAUGUGGAUGGUGUGUUUUAUGAUGCGAUGAUGAAUCAAGAUCAUUCAAAAGAUAGAUCAGUUGAGGAGAGUUGUGGGAUUAUUGAGAGUAUGGUAGGCAGGUUGGUUGAGCAGAAGCAGGUUGUAGAGGCAAGUAGUUUGAUGUGUAUGGAAAUGCAUCCGAAUAAUGAUAAAAUGAAGGCAGUGAUUAAGAAGGUUGUUGACAUAUUUAAUGGGACAACACUAAAAGCCUUAAUUGCUGAAGGGCAUGAAGAUAGAAUGGAGGUUGAUGGUACGAGUGUGAAGGCAACUGAAGGAGGACAAAAAGAUGAGGAUAUGAACCAAAUGAUUACUAAUUUGACAAAUAAGAUGGGGGAGGAUUUACUUAGUGGACGAAAAGUUCAUUCUGAAUCGAAUGUAGAUGCUUCAUAUCAUGGAAUGGAAGGAAUGUCCCCGACAAUUGUGAAGCCAACUGGUAUGUGCAAUGAUAAGGUUCUGUUUGAGCAUCAUGGUGGUACACCGCAACAGAAUAUAGGAAUGGAAGUUGUAAUGUACAAUGGGAAUUCUACUUUUGAUUCUCCUUGUAUAUUAACACCUGGUCGGAUAAAGCAAGCUGAUGAAAUAGAAAGGAACCGCUCUAAAAAGAGUAGUAUGUUUAAUAAUGAUUGUCCAUCGUUUGAAGCUAGACUUAAUGAAUGUGUAGAUGAGAUGAAUAUUGCGAAAGGGAAUGAAGGUAAAGAUGAUGCAAUUGUUGAACAGGAAUGUCUUAAAAGGACAAAGAGAAAUGUUGAAGCUGUAGUAGGGAUUAAAAUGAGAGAAAAAAGAGAAAUGAAGCAUGGGCCUACAUUGAAGUCACCUUUUGUACAAAGAGUUGUGGACUUGAAAGAUUCAGUUGAGCAAAAAGAAAUACUGGUUGCACAAGCUAUUAUUGGAUUAGGAAUGGAUAAAACGGAGCUCGUAUGGGAAUCAAAAGAAGGGUUUGGAAUGCAUCUACAAUAUGCCAGAACUCUUGCAGCAAAAGUUAAUAUUCAUUCAAAUGUAAUCGACUGUUGGAGUGUUGUACUAAACAAAUUGGAAGAGAGUAAGGCUGAGUCGUCAUAUUCUAGACUUUUUUUUACAACAGGCACACUGCGUGAAUCAAUGUUUGACGAGAGGGUAAAUGAAGAUGUGAGAUACAAGGAGUUUGAAGUUAUGGUCUCCUCAGCAAUUGAAGAUCUUACAACUGAUUCUGAGAUGAAAAACGUGGAUUUGGUUUUCUUCCCCAUUGUUGAUGGGAAUUACUACCUCAUAUGUUUUAACCUUAAAAGUUUUUCACUUUUGAUAACUGAUCAAAGGAGAUUGGUGGGGACAGUUGAGUCGGUCUAUGGGAACAUACCUCGUAUGUUGCAAAAAAUUUUCUGCCGUUUUCUAAAUGAUGUCUGUAAGAAGAGGGUGAAGACCCCGAUGACAAGGAAUGUGGUGGUGUUGAAAAUGAAGUGUCAAACAUACAAUCAUUCAGAUGAUGGUGGAAUCUACCUUAUGCGACAUAUGGAGAGUUUUAUGGGGGAUCAAACAUCAAAGUGGGAUUGUGGGCUAGUUGUGGAUUUAAAAACACAAGAUAUGUAUUUACAGAAGUUAAGGUACAAGUAUUUGGUGAGGUUGCUUUUGUCUGAUCAUAAUAUUUUGAAGUGUGAUUUUGAAAAGGAGUAUGCAAAGUUUGUUAAAAUGGAUAAGGCGACAAGGAAGAAAAUAGUUCAGGAGAAUCUAAAAGUAGUCUUUGAUGAAGCAAUUGGUUAA